Eruca vesicaria subsp. sativa (arugula) is the source of this 713-nucleotide messenger RNA. The record is from the annotation of a GenBank genome assembly. Lineage: Eukaryota; Viridiplantae; Streptophyta; Magnoliopsida; Brassicales; Brassicaceae.
AGCUUGGAAGAUUGCUAAAAGCAAAUUCUGGAGAAAGGAAGGGUACAGUGACAGAGAAAAUAGGGUGCAGGAGAAUCUAACUCCCAAACUUAGCAAUGCUUAGGUGCGUUUUUCAUAUAUUUGCGUAAUCAUGGGAUUAGAGAGACCGUCAUCAUUACCAUCAUCAGAAAAAUCGAGAGCCAUGUUCAUUGUCUUUUAUAUAUUCUCACUCUGCGUUGUCCUCUGUGCGUUUACUACAUUCAUUACUCCCUCUUCACUUUCUUCACCAUAUAUUAGGAACUCAAAACCUGGAAAACUAGGGCAAUCCUAUUCACAGGAGGAGGGGAAGCGUACAAUGGUGAUGAUAAAGAAGAUGAAGAAGACUGAUGACCGGAGCAAUGCAGCUGGGAUACGAAGGACUUUGAGGGGGCUGGGAUCAUCUCCACCACGGUGCUCGUCCAAGUGUGAAAGAUGCACGCCGUGCAAGCCUGUGCACGUCCCGGUGCCUCCGGGCACGCCUGUCACCGCCGAAUACUACCCUGAAGCUUGGAGGUGCAAGUGCGGCAACAAGUUGUACAUGCCAUGAUCUUUUUAUAUAAUAUAAUAUAUAUAUACUCAUGUAUACGUUAUAUAUAUGAUUUCUAUGCUGGUUAAUUAAUGGUCUGUCUUAUGUCUCUACUUUUAUAUAUUACUAAACAUGAUUCGAAGACAAACCACUGCAUGAAUUUUUUGAU